Messenger RNA from Durio zibethinus, 1397 nucleotides. RefSeq lists its product as uncharacterized. Lineage: Eukaryota; Viridiplantae; Streptophyta; Magnoliopsida; Malvales; Malvaceae. The record is from RefSeq and is a predicted model, not a curated record.
ACAGACUGACGGACAGACUUAUUAUGGUAGGUUCAUCACAGUUAAAAGUUUUUUUUUUAGAUCAUUGUUCAGAUCAUAAAGUUUUAUACAGCUUUAAAAAGUGCAGGUGGGGCAGACAACUUACGUGGCUGAUGGCUUCAACGGUCAAUGGGAUAAACAGAAAACUAUCCGGGAAACAUGCAUGCUUUCAUUACAAACACAAGAUGGAUAUGAUGGUGUUAUCCCUAUCCUACGCGCCAAUUAUGCAGAAACUCAUGCUGUCCACUUUGAUAAAAUGAUUAGACUAAAAUAGCAUUAUUAAGGUCAGAGAGAUGCUCCGAAAUCAAAGUAAUCUUCCCAUACAGACAAAAGAACCAGGGCCACCACUUUCUUUAGACACAAGCCUCCAACUCCACUUAAAAUGCAGCAUAAAGCCAGCUUCACAAACACUAAGUUUUUCCCUGAGAAAAUGGCUGCAGCAGCUCCUAUCGCAAUAGGCACAAGGGGAACCGUAGGAUCACUUCUCAAGAAGGAAAUUGAGUACUUCACCAAGUUUGAGUUAGAGGGACGAGGGAGCUCCUGGAAACCUCAUAGACAAAUAGUGGAAAUAGAUUGCAGAAGUGAUCAUUCAAGGCCUAGUUUCUGGUUGCUGAUUACUGGGUGGAAAAGGAAGAAGCGAAGAGGAGGCGGCGGAUUCCUACCAAGUAUGUGUUCUGCAACGGAAGUUGCAGAUAUGAAUCAGCUAAACAGGAUUCCUGGUUUCAAUUACAGGAUCCUUAAAAAUGAUGUCAACAACUUUCAUGUUUAGCCCAUCAUGCUGAAGCCAGCCUCUGAGUUCUUGCCAUUCUCAGUUGGAAUUUAAGGAACUUACUUUGCCCACCCUUCAAGCCUAGGGCUUCAACAAAUAUUGUUAAUUAUCUGUUUUUCUCUGAUACUCGUGAGCUACUCUAUAAUCUGAUCAGAGCUAAGCAUCAGAAUCCUGUGAUGAACUUUUGAAUUUUAGCUUUUGCUUUUAAGAAUUCGAACUUGGUUUGUGAUUCCUGUCUCUUGAUGCUUUUAUCAAAGCUCUCUUCAUAAACUCACAAUCCACAGUUCUUUUUUUUUUUUUUUCCUUGGAGGAACAUUCCUAUUGAGCUGUCAUCUGUGACAUAGAUAACUUGGAGGUUCUCCGCUGUACGGUUUCGUUAUCUGUGGUGUACAAUCCAUGAUUUGUAUAUGCUGAUAUACCAAAUCUCGAAGGAAAAACUGUCUUAGUUCUGCUUGGUCUUGCUCUGAUUUGUUGUUAUGAAACCCUAGCCCUUUUUUGCAUCUUUUCUUUUGCAUUGUAAGUUCAUUUGUCUUGUGUUUUGAAGGUCUAUGCGAUCUUCCAUCACCUCUCUUACAUCUUUUCAAACAUAGGGCUAUAAUAUAUGGUGUAU